UGUACCGGAAAACCUGGACUUGUUCAAGCUAGCGGAUCACUGGUCUGAGCUGAUGUUGUUAUCUUACCUGUCAUCAUUCAGACAUAGCUGAAACUAAAGUUUUUGUCACUCUUUAUCCUCUUCUUUAAUCAGGCUCUAAUGUUAUGGAUGAACCAUGAAGGCCCAGUUGCAAGUUACUGUGCUUUCAGCUAAGCUGAAGGAAAACAAAAAGACCUGGUUUGGUCCAAGUCCAUAUGUUGAAAUAGCAGUGGAUGGCCAGUCAAAGAGGACUGAGAAAUGCAACAACACACACAGCCCUAAAUGGAAGCAGGCUCUCACAGUAAUUGUGACGCCGUUCAGCAAACUGAUAUUUCGUGUUUGGAGCCAUCAGACACUCAAGUCAGACAUUCUAUUGGGUCUAGCUACAUUGGAAAUCAGCAAGACCCUUAAGGCCAAUGACAUGAAAUUAUGUGAGGUCGUGCAGACACUGCAGCUGUGCUCUGACAGAGACCCCCAGGAUCUUGUAGGUGACUUGUCAGUCUGUCUGGAUGGCAUGCAGGUAGACCCAGAAACCUUUGGCUUGGCAGAGAGAGAACAAGCUGCUCUUCCAAAUGGAAAUACGCGGCAAAAUGGAGAUACUGGUGACAGGUCAAGCGGAGGCUCAUCACCUUCAAGUGACUCGGAUGAAUGGGUCAUUGUACCAAAUGUGCAUGCUGUCAAUGGUACAAGUUCUCCCUCACGGUCUCCAGGGGGCUCCACUGCAUCACUUCCUUCUGGACCUACUCGACCGCCCCCUACUAUGCGACAGAAACCAGCAGCUUCACCAUCCUCUUCUAGCAGUUCUUCUCCUAGUGAACUCAGCGAAGGCCCAGCUUCCGAUGGUUCCUCUCAGGCAUCAGCUAGUGGGUGUUCAGAUCAGCAGAAUGAAUCAAAUGCAAGGGCGGCAACAUCAAGUUCCUCACAGACAGCAAGUGUUCCUAAACAAGGGGCCAGUGCCUCAGCAACAAUUCCCAGGGUGGCUCCCAUAAACAAUGGUCCCUUGCCCCCAGGGUGGGAGCAAAGAGUUGACCAGAAUGGACGGGUAUACUAUGUGGAUCACAUUGAGAAAAGAACAACCUGGGAUAGGCCUGAGCCUUUGCCUUCAGGAUGGGAGCGCAGAGUGGAUCCAAUGGGUAGAGUUUAUUAUGUUGACCACAUAACCCGAACUACUACAUGGCAAAGACCCACACAGGAGUCAGUGCGUAACUACGAGGAAUGGCAGCACCAGCGUAGCCAGCUUCAGGGAGCCAUGCAGCAAUUUAACCAGAGAUUCAUAUAUGGGCUGCAAGACCAGUUUGCAGCCACAGCCAGUAAAGAGUUUGACCCACUAGGACCUCUGCCUCAAGGAUGGGAAAAGAGAACUGACACCAAUGGUAGAGUGUAUUUUGUCCAUCACCCAACUCGCAGGACACAGUGGGAAGACCCAAGGACCCAAGGGCUGCUGAAUGACAAGCCUCUGCCUGAGGGUUGGGAGAUGAGGUUCACUGUGGAUGGUAUUCCCUACUUUGUAGAUCACAAUAGGCGAACAACAACCUACAUUGACCCUCGCACAGGGAAAUCCUCACUGUAAGUUUUGGUAUCUUGUGCUAACACGAGGGGGAUCAGAUUCAUUUAAUGGAGACAGAC
Haplochromis burtoni (Burton's mouthbrooder) is the source of this 1644-nucleotide messenger RNA. RefSeq names its product E3 ubiquitin-protein ligase Itchy. Gene Ontology annotation, cellular component: nucleus; cytoplasm. Gene Ontology annotation, molecular function: transcription coactivator activity; protein binding. The transcript has 13 exons. The record is from RefSeq and is a predicted model, not a curated record. Bases 155 to 1588 code for a protein of 477 amino acids. Lineage: Eukaryota; Metazoa; Chordata; Actinopteri; Cichliformes; Cichlidae. Gene Ontology annotation, biological process: hippo signaling; positive regulation of transcription by RNA polymerase II.